AUGUCGCCAGUCAAGCUUGUCACCACCUUCUACAUCUCCUACCCCUUGGCCGCUGUUCUCAAGCGCAUACCGGACAAGGAGCCAUGGAAGAAGAAUGUCUUCAUCAUUGCAGUCUCCAUGUUUUAUCUCGUCGGCCUCUUCGAUAUGUGGGAUGGCCUCCGGACCUUCAUCAUCAGCGCCGGUGGUGCAUAUCUCAUCGCCUCCAGGGUCAAAUCUCCCUAUAUGCCGUGGAUUGGCUUUGUUUUCCUCAUGGGACACAUGUCUCUCAACCACAUCAUCCGACAGUCCGUCAAUGAUGCCUCUCGCGUGGACAUCACAGGGGCCCAGAUGGUGCUUGUCAUGAAACUCACAGCUUUUUGCUGGAAUGUUCAAGACGGCCGCCUUCCGGAUUCUGAGCUUUCCGACUUCCAGAAAGAGCACGCCAUCAGGACCAUGCCCAACCUGCUCGACUAUGCUGGCUAUGUCUUCUUCUUCCCAGCCAUGAUGGCCGGUCCCGCAUUUGAUUAUUGCGACUACAGUGAUUAUAUCACAACUACCAUGUUCACCCUGCCGCCAGGAACCGACCCCGCCAAUGCUCCUCCAACGCGUAAGAAGCGAAAAAUACCACGUAGUGGCAUUCCAGCUGCCAUUAAGGGUGCGUGCGGUACACUCUGGAUACUUGCUUUCCUGAAGCUCUCCGCCUAUUACCCUCCCUCUUUUUACUUGGGCGACGACUACAUGAAAUACAGCUUCCUCCGCAGAGUGUGGCAGCUUUACAUGCUCGGAUUAACCACUCGAAUGAAGUAUUACGGUGUCUGGAGUCUCUCCGAAGGUGCUUGCGUCCUUUGCGGCAUUGGGUACAAUGGCCUUGACCCAGCCACCAAUCGUGCCAAAUGGGAUCGACUCACCAAUAUCAAGCCUUGGGAAAUUGAGACGGCGCAGAACGCUCGUGCCUAUCUCGGCUUCUGGAACAUCAAUACUAACCAUUGGCUGAGGAACUACAUGUAUCUUCGAGUGACACCCAAGGGUAAGAAGCCUGGUUUCCGUGCCACUCUGGCCACCUUUGUCACCAGCGCGUUCUGGCACGGUUUCUACCCAGGCUAUUACUUGACUUUUGUGCUCGCCGCCCUGGUGCAAACUGUCGCAAAGAAUGGUCGACGGUUGAUCCGUCCUCUGUUUCUCACACCUGAUGGCAAGAAUCCUCUUCCUAGCAAGAAGGCAUACGAUAUCAUCACUACCGUCAUCACCCAAGUAAUUUUCGCCUAUACUGUCGCGCCUUUCAUCUUGCUUGGGUUUUCCGAUACCUUCAAGGUAUGGUCACGCGUCUACUUCUACACUCUCCUCAGCGUCGCCGCGUCUUUCGCUGUUUUCUCCCGCAACUUGCCAUUACGAAAACAGCUAGUGCAAAUGCAAGCUGCGCGUGCGCCGCCAGCAUCUACCGGAGCCGUCGACGAUUCCGCAAUCGAGAAGGCGGCCAGGGAGGAGAUCAAGCGAGAAAAGCUUGCACGGACUACCUCGCAGGACAGUGUGGCUAGCCGUAAGAUGCCCCUUCAUGGCAUUGCAGACGACCCAGAGGCCGAAAUCGAUGAGAUUGUGCGCGAGGUGAAAGCAGAAAUUGAGGAGCGCAGGAGAAGGGGCAGCAUAGGCUUUGAUGUCAAGAAAGCUGUUCAGGAGAAAUUGAAGCAGUUCCAAAAGAAGUAA
This is a messenger RNA of Parastagonospora nodorum SN15, 1680 nucleotides long. RefSeq lists its product as hypothetical. The transcript has 2 exons. Gene Ontology annotation, molecular function: 1-acylglycerophosphocholine O-acyltransferase activity; 1-acylglycerol-3-phosphate O-acyltransferase activity. Gene Ontology annotation, biological process: glycerophospholipid biosynthetic process; lipid modification. The record is from RefSeq and is a predicted model, not a curated record. The coding region runs from base 1 to 1680 and encodes 559 amino acids. Lineage: Eukaryota; Fungi; Ascomycota; Dothideomycetes; Pleosporales; Phaeosphaeriaceae. Gene Ontology annotation, cellular component: endoplasmic reticulum; membrane.